This is a messenger RNA of Ophidiomyces ophidiicola, 1296 nucleotides long. RefSeq lists its product as uncharacterized. The transcript has a single exon. The record is from RefSeq and is a predicted model, not a curated record. NCBI's taxonomy places the organism in Eukaryota, Fungi, Ascomycota, Eurotiomycetes, Onygenales, Onygenaceae. The coding region runs from base 1 to 1296 and encodes 431 amino acids. Gene Ontology annotation, molecular function: oxidoreductase activity, acting on the CH-OH group of donors, NAD or NADP as acceptor; NAD binding.
AUGCCUCCAUCAGUUACGAACAAUAACACCGGCGAGGAAGCUUCUAGCCAACCUGGUCUUCGCCUCGCUAUUAUUGACGAUUACGACGGCCUCGCAAAGCCGUACUUCGACCGGCUCUCCGAUGGCAUGGAGAUCACCACUUUUAGUGACACUCUCGAUCAAUCCGAUCCAGUCCAAAUGGCCGAGCUAAUUGAACGCCUAAAACCGUACCAUAUUAUCAGCACCGUGCAAGAGCGCACUCCAUUUUCUCGGCACCUCCUUCGCAAGCUACCCAAUCUCGAACUUCUUAUCACCAGCGGUGGAACGACCAGCAUAAUUGACCUUGAGGCUUCAACAGAUGCAGGGAUCACGGUGGCCGGAACUGCUGGGAACGAAUUGCUGGACCUAGCCGCCCAGCAUGUUUGGAAUUUGAUAUUGGGGAUUGCUGGGAAUAUCAUAAUAGACGACUCUCUCCUGAACAGCCUCGGGUGGGUCGACCCAACUACACCGAGCCUUUCGGGUAAGACGCUGGGAAUUCUUGGCUUCAACGACUUGAGCGUCAAGGUUGCUAAAAUUGGUGCUUUGGGUUUCAAUAUGAAAAUCAUCAUCUGGUCAGAAAAUCUUAUUCAGAGCACGGCCGAUGCCGAAGCUAGCAAAGUGGGGCUAUCGCAUGGGGCAUUUGCCAUUGCUGAAUCUCUAGAUGAUUUAUUUUGCACGGCGGACGUUGUGAGCGUGCAUUUUGCGCCGAUCUCGCGAUAUGAAGGCCUCGUGGGGUACGAGCGACUGAGUCUCAUGAAAGAUUCUGCUCUCCUAAUAGAUGCAUCUGGCGGGUAUUCAGUUGACGACGGCGCGUUGCUAGACAUUUUGAAAGAAAGGAAAAUAAAGGGCGCAGCAUUGGAUGCAUCACUGCCUCCGGACAGUGAAUGGUGCACCACUACUUGGGGUGCACAUAGAAGCGAGGUUCUGCUAUCUUCGAAUAUGGCCAUUAUAGAAAAAGACCUCAUUCGUUUCUCGUAUAUGGAGCAAGUCAAAAAUGUCGAAAAAUGGCUGGACGGGUGGGCCGUGAUUCCCGUGAACAUGAAGGUGCACAAGCCAGAUAAGUCGCUCAUGCCAUGGUACGAGGAGACGGAUGAGAUUUUUGAAAAAUGGCUUCAAGGGGAAGAUAAGAACACGGAGCCUCACGAGAAAUGGGGGUCAGUUAAUGGUUACUACUCAUGGCAUGAGCAACAGGACGAAGAUGACGAGCCUUGGACGGAAGAGGAGAAGCGCACAGAGUGGCUUGGGUCAGACCCUAGUUAUUCAGGCGGCUGGUGUUGA